CGUACAUGCCGAGGUAAACAGACACAUUGCAAUCUGUCAGCGCUUCACAAACAAAGUGGUGUUGCUUGUGCUUGUGCGGAGAGUGGCUUUUAUCUGAGCAUCCUUCCAGUUGCUGGACCCGAAACCAAUCGCACAAAAAUGAACGCCAAAAUAGGCAAGCAGCGUGCUCAACCGGACGACAUGAUGGCCACCGGUGGCCUAAUGCCGCUCAUCCAGGCCCUCAUUAAGCCACCGGAAUCGAUAGAUUUGCUCGGACGCAACCAGCAAAAGCGGAACAACCAUCCGUACUACAGGAAGCCGGGACGGGGACACAAUAACGAUACGUGCGAUUCGUGCAAGGAGGGCGGCGCACUGCUCUGCUGCGACCGAUGUCCAUCCUCCUUCCACCUGGGGUGUCACGAUCCACCACUCUCGGAGGAGGAAAUACCGUACGGGCAGUGGGUCUGCCAUACGUGCAAAUGCAAAUCGGCGAUGAACGUUAGUGACGCGUGGGGCACGGGCGGAAAGCUACGGGUGCGCGAUCGCAGCCUGUCCCACAAAAGCUUCACCUCGAGCAGCUCCGGCGGUAAGCAUUCGCACGAUGGUGACAAUAACGAUUCGCUAGCAGGCUGCAGCGAACCUACAACGCCCCCGUCGGAGGCGAUUGCGAUGAGUUCUGCUGCUUCGCUGGCCGCUGACCUGGAGCAGAUCGAAUCGCGCGCGGAGAAAAAGUGGGACGAGUGUAGUAAAACCACUAACUCGCCAUUCGAUCAACUCAUAGAAGCGGCACGGAUACUGAAUCCGAAGCAAUUUGAGCUACCUUUCGAAAUGGAAAUGUGCAUCCCGUUUCCGGGGGCGGAAAAGGUAGAUGGGAUGGGUAAGCGGAACAAACCGAAAAAGAUGCACGAACUCGAUAGUCAGGGAUUGGUGCCGCUGCCCGCAAGAACGUGCCACAGCUGUGGGCAGUCUUGCCGAAAGGCGCCACUGAUCGCUUGCGAUUACUGUGAGCUGGUGUUCCACCAGGACUGUCUUGAUCCGCCACUUACGGCAAUGCCCACGACGAUGUGGAUGUGCCCAAACCACGUGGAACAGUAUGUGGACUCCAAACUGGUCACCUCUGUUUCGCUAACCGAGCGCAUACGGUUGUGGAAUCGGUUCAGCAACGAUAUCGAACACGACACGGUUAAAACCGAAUUCCUGCGCAAAGUGCACCGUAAAAAUCCUCCAUUUCGGUUGAAGCAAAAGUUUCGCCAGCGGACUAAAAUCAUUGUACCACCGUCGAUCGAGUAUCACUACCAGCAUCGUGCACCGCUGCUACCGUCGCUUACGACGUUCCUGCGAUCGCGUCAGGUGAACCCUUCCAUGCAUUUUCAGGAUGCACAGCCCGUUCGGUAUGAUGACGAGACGCUGCUACAGAUAGUGGAACGCGAGCUGCAAGCGAUCGAGGAAGCGGACGAACGGAUGGGCUUUGAAAAACAGAACACGGACGAAGAUGGAAGUGGUGAUGAAUGUGGAGAGGAAACUGAGCAGAAAACGGACGACGGAAAAGCUGGCGAACACGAUGUCGGAUGUAAUGGCGGGAGCGAGGAUGUUAAAAUGGAAAUUGAUUCGGUCGUUGAGAAUGGUAGCAGCAAUGUUGAUGGUGGUACAGUCGGUGCCGCUAAUAGUUCUGUGGCGCCAAGCUCAAGCUCGAACGCAACAAAUAAUACGAUAAACAUUACUGAAUCAUGUUAUCAAAAUGAACAUGCAAUGCGAGAGCUGGAUAAUCUGGGGCCGGCGUUGAUUAAACUACUGGCAGUGCAGCGCAUGCAACAACUCAUAGCGGAGCAUCCCGAUCUGCUGGUUAGUUCCACAUCCAACGGUACCACACAUGAGGAAGCAAUCGCACAGCUGUGCCAGAAUGAGGACGAUCUCAAGAAGAUGCCACUCCCCAGCGAGCUGCUGACGAAGGAAGAUAUCGAGCGAAUAGCGCGCGAGUUUACGGCGGCCAACGGUAGUGCGCUGAACGCAAAGCUGCAGUCGGAAUUGAGAAAGCAAAAGCAAAGACCCAAUAGUGGGUCAAACAAUGGCAACUCUGUUAAGCCUCUGGCCUUGCAAGAUGUGUCGGAUGCAACCGUAACUACCUCCUCGAAGAAGGACGCCCUGACCGAGCUGACGACCCGCAUAGUGAACCAGGCGCAACACCAGCAAAUACGGGUGCGGGCCGCACUGACUUGGAUCAAUCUGGACCAGGAGGGAUACUUUUGCUUCGAAAAAGUGGACGCAUCCGAUGCGAUCUGCAUGUCGUACCGCUCCUUUACGAUCGGUUCCGGACCGGGGAAUGAUGUAACGCUCGCCAAGUAUGGUGACUGUUGCUGCACAUCCAGCCGCCAUGCAAUCAUCUUCUACGAUGAGGUUACGCAAAUGUUUGAGCUCAUCAACUACUCCGAGUUCGGGACGGAGGUGAAUGGGCAUCUGUACGCUUGCGAUUUCAGCGAUCACUCGGGAACGGAGUACGAUCCGGCGUACAGUCAAUAUGGAAACGCGGCGGAUGCCGUGUCGGACGGCAAGAAAGCAGCAAUCAACGCGGGACAGGAGCACAGUGCAGCGGCCAGUGCAAAAUGUGAUCCGCGGAAUCAGCUUAAACAGGAUGUGCAGAGCAUACUCGAAAAAUCUCGCAAAACAAGGGAACAGAGGAAAGCGGAAGAGGCUUACGCCUCUGCUUGUAUGGCCGAUCGAUCCCUGCCACUGUGCAAGUGCUCACCGGAACGACGAAUCCCAACACGUGCGUGCGGCUGGGAGGGCAGUGCCAUCCUGUACCACGGUGCACUGAUUCGCUUCGGUUGCCACGCGUUCGUCUUUACCAUCGUCGACUUCGACGAGGGACAGGAUGAGUUUGAAGAUUCGUACCGGGAUAGCGACAGCGACUAACUCUGCGCUGCUCAAUACCUACCUAUUUCGAUCUGUUGAAUAAAAUUGAACUAAAUACUCUA
Messenger RNA from Anopheles merus, 2951 nucleotides. Its product is annotated as PHD finger protein 12. The coding region runs from base 139 to 2889 and encodes 916 amino acids. Gene Ontology annotation, biological process: negative regulation of transcription by RNA polymerase II. Gene Ontology annotation, cellular component: nucleus; Sin3-type complex. Gene Ontology annotation, molecular function: transcription corepressor activity; protein binding. The record is from RefSeq and is a predicted model, not a curated record. Lineage: Eukaryota; Metazoa; Arthropoda; Insecta; Diptera; Culicidae. The transcript has 6 exons.